AUGCGCGCGGCCCUCGCGCGGGAGCCGGGAGCCCCGGCGCCGCUGGGCCGCGCCGUUCGCGCGGGGGCCAUUGCUGGCGGCCGCACCCCAGCGCGGCCGCGCUUGGCGGUCUCGCUAAGGGCCCCGUUCCCUCAUGCCAGCUGGCCGGGACGCGCGGCGCGGGCGGCAGCUGCUCGGCGGGCGGUCGGCGUCGGCGGCCGCGCCGGCGCAGCAGGCGCCUCCCUGCAGCCGCUGGCGAUGGUCGGCGCUGGCGCGGCGGCGCUGGCGAGGUGCGCCAUCGCCGGCCGCGAGGUUCCCGUCACAGCGCACUCCGGCAUCGACGCGGCCGAGGCGAUUAAGAGCCGCAUGUUUCGCGACUGGGCGGCGGCGGUGGGGCGGGACCCACGGCUUGAUGUUCGCGGGGUGCACCUCCAGUCGGUCGACAUGUUCGGGCAACGGGUCGGCUUCCUGAAGCUCGUCGCGGACGUCUCCGUGGGCGGGCAGCGCGUCCCGGGCGUCGUGUUCAUGCGCGGCGGCUCGGUGGCCGUCCUGGUCGUGCUGGAGUGCGAGGGCGAAGAGCACACAGUGCUCGUGCGGCAGCCCAGGGUGCCCGUCUCGGACGGGGCUAGGACGAGGAUAAGUCCGUUCCAGAGCGUGCGCUCUCGGAGGGUCCUGGAACGCUCUGAGAAGGCCGCGGCGCUCGAUACAGCCCCCAGAUCUGUUGGAUCUCAGAGAUUCCCGAUUUGUUCUCAUCGGAUUCUCUGCCUGUCCUGGCUCCGUCUUACCGUCGGCUCCUCCGACGUGCCCGAGAUUCCGGCCGGCAUGAUGGACGCCUCGGGCCGCUUCGCGGGCGUCGCCGCCAGCGAGUUGAGGGAGGAGUGCGGGCUGCUGAUCUCCGAGGAGGAGCUCGUGGACCUGACAGCCUCUCCCACGGGCCGGGGCCUUCCCCGGCCUGCUGCCGUCCCGGGGGCUGCGACGAGUUCGUGCGCUCUGAUGCUCUUCCGGGGGGCUGGCUGCCGCCCGACCGGCUCGCGGAGGCUGGCGGCGGGGCCGGCGGGCGGUGCGGGCUGCGGGAGGAGGGGGAGCUCAUCACGCUCGAGGUGA
Messenger RNA from Prorocentrum cordatum, 1083 nucleotides. Lineage: Eukaryota; Dinophyceae; Prorocentrales; Prorocentraceae. The record is from the annotation of a GenBank genome assembly.